This is a messenger RNA of Rubroshorea leprosula, 1519 nucleotides long. NCBI's taxonomy places the organism in Eukaryota, Viridiplantae, Streptophyta, Magnoliopsida, Malvales, Dipterocarpaceae. The record is from the annotation of a GenBank genome assembly.
AUCUUUUUAACCCCAAAAAAUCAUUUCCUACUCCUAUGCAAUGCCAUUAAGUUAGUAGUAGCAGGCUCUUCGCUUUGUCCAUACUCGCCGACCGCCACACAACAUUAUAUCCCCACCACACAAGCCCCUGCACAGGUGUUUGAGUGUAGAAUAGAUCAAAGAGAGAGAAGGGGGGUGAAGGCUGUUUUUUUUUUUUUUUUUUUGGUUCUUUGCAUCAUGGAUAAAAGCUGUCAAUCCUCUUCUGAUUCUUCCACCAUCACCAGUAAUAGCAGUGGCGUAAACACUAACCCCACCACCACCAGGGAUCAGUACCUGAAGCAUCUCAACAAGUUUUCCCAUAAGAUCUCCAAACCCGUUGCCGUUGCUUCGCUCAAGAAACCCCACUUUGAUUCCAACCACCUGGUUCAGACCCAGAACCAGCCUGCUCCGAUUCCUGCUCCGGCUCAGCCUCAGCCUCAGGUGCUUGUUCAGAGUCAGAGUAAUUUGCCGCCGCAGCAGCAUCAGCCGCCGGUGUAUAACAUCAAUAAGAAUGAUUUCAGGGAUGUGGUGCAGAAGCUGACGGGUUCGCCGGCUCACGAGCGGUUAUCCGCUCCUCCGCCGAUUCAUCCGCCCAAACCCCAGAGUUCUCGACUACAGAGGAUCCGCCCUCCUCCGUUGGUGCACGUUGGCAAUCGUCCCGCUCCUUUGCUAAAUUGCGCCGCGCCGAAUGUAAACCCUAGCUCCCAGCCUAUCCCUGCGAUUCCUGCUGCGACGGCUUCCAUAGGGAAUUUCAUCCAACGGCCAGCGGCGCCUCUAUCGCCUCUCCCGCCGUUUCCUACCGUUCACGCGGCUGCUGAAUCUCCUGUUUCGGCUCAUAUGAGGUACCUUCAGAAUUCAAUGUCUAUCGUUGACUCCAAUCCGAAGCAAUUCUCUGGAUUCAUGCCGAUUGCCCCGCUGGUCUCCCCACGUUGGAACAACUUAGCUCCUCCGCAACAGCCCCCUCAGCAGCCGCCUCCACAGCCUCCGCUGCCGCAACAGGGUACAUCAUCGGGAAUCAUUCAGACACAGCUGCCGUCAUCCCCGGUUCCAUUUGGGUGCCUCUCACCUCGGUCACCAUACCCUUUGCUCUCCCCAAGCCUCCUGUUUUCUCCUAAUUCGGGUCAGUUCGGGCUCCCUCUUUCACCCACAGUGCCAGUGCCAAGCCCAACAUGGAAGGGCCUUCGAUAAGUUAAGUAUUAUCCCUUCAGGAUUUGGAAAGAGUGACUCCUUGAAUUUGACGUGCUUUUAGAGUAUUAGAUCUACAGGGGAUGAAGUUACUCUCUCACUUUCUAAGUUUUUGGAAAGCCUCUUUAUUAUAGGGUUUUGAGAGGUGGGAAUUCAGUAUGCAGGACAUGGCAAGAGUGACUUCUUGAAUUUGACUUGCUUUUAGAGUAUUAUUAUAUAUAAGAGGGAAUGAAGUUACUCUCCCACUUUUCCAAGUUUUUGGAAAGCCUCCUUAUUAUGGGGUUUUGAGAGAUGGGAAGUUCACCAUGCAGAAUUU